Messenger RNA from Monodelphis domestica (gray short-tailed opossum), 2773 nucleotides. It is a transcript of the gene MEOX2, whose product is annotated as mesenchyme homeobox 2. Gene Ontology annotation, biological process: somite development; positive regulation of transcription by RNA polymerase II. The record is from RefSeq and is a predicted model, not a curated record. Gene Ontology annotation, cellular component: nucleus. Gene Ontology annotation, molecular function: RNA polymerase II cis-regulatory region sequence-specific DNA binding; DNA-binding transcription factor activity, RNA polymerase II-specific. Lineage: Eukaryota; Metazoa; Chordata; Mammalia; Didelphimorphia; Didelphidae.
CUAAGCCAGCCCCCAGCUCACAUUACACUCUAUUUAUAACCUUCCGAAGCUGUUUCCCUUCGCAGGCAGGCAGGCAGUCAGGCAGCAGUCUCUGGGACCACCUUCUCUUGGCUUCCACUUCUCUCCUCCUCUUCCUCAUCCUCCUCUUCUCCUCUCCUCCUCCUCCUCCUCCUCCUCCUCCUCCUCCUCCUCCUCCUCUUCUUCCUCCUCCUCCCCCUCCCCUUCUCCUUUGCCUCCUCCUCCUCUUCCUCCUCCUCCUCCCCCUCCUCCUUCUCCUCCUCCUCCUCCUCCUGCUCCCCUUGACUUCGGAGCGUCCGAGAACAGCAGAGCAGCCGGACGACCCUUCCUUCCUUCCCUCUUUUUCUCUCGCUUCUCCCCGGUGUUGGCACAGCCGGCGGCGGGCCGGACCGACAGACGCGCAGCCGGACUCGGGCCUCCAGACGUCUCUUGGCCCGUCCCAGCCCGGCAGGGCAGGCCAGGGCCGAGCGGGGCAGCCCGCUGCCGGACCCGGGUCGAGGGCUCUGAGUACACUGCAGGCUGACCAGGACGGCGGAGGUGGAGGCAUCUGUCCGCAAGCUCCCGCCGCCGGGCAGCAGCCGCGCCUCGCAUGCUAUGGAGCAUCCGCUCUUCGGCUGCCUGCGCAGCCCGCACGGCACUGCGCAGGGCCUGCACCCCUUCUCUCAGUCCUCGCUGGCCCUUCAUGGGCGUUCGGACCACAUGUCCUACCCCGAGCUCUCCCCGUCAGCCUCAUCUUGUAUAAUCGCUGGCUACGCCAAUGAGGAGGGCAUGUUCGCCAGCCAACACCACCCGCGCGGCCACCACCACCACCACCAUCACCACCACCAUCACCCACAGGCACCCCCGCCGCCGCCGCCGCCGCCGCCCCCGCCGCAGCACCAGGCACUGCAGGGAAGCUGGCACCUCCCUCCCUUGGCUUCGCCCCCCGCUGCCGCCCGCCACAGCCUGUGCUUGCAACCCGACGCCGGUGGCGGCCCGGAGUUGGGCGGCAGCGCCCCCGGUUUGUGCUCCUCAGCCGGGAGCUUGGGUGCCAGCACUCCCACCGGGGCCGCUUGCGCGCCAGGGGACUACGGCCGCCAGGCGCUGUCCCCCGGGGACGCGGAGAAGAGAGCAGGGAAAAGGAAGAGCGACAGCUCAGGGAUCCAGAGCUUUAAUCAAUCAAAAAGCACUUCCAGCCCCUAUGCCAAGCACUGUGAUAAGUGCUGGGGCUUUUCCAUGAAUGGGACCAAGCUCUGGAGGGCAAAUGUCUGCAAUCAAGCAGCAGACUCCCAGGAAGGAAAUUACAAAUCGGAAGUAAAUAGUAAGCCCAGGAAGGAAAGGACAGCCUUCACCAAGGAGCAGAUCCGGGAGCUUGAGGCAGAAUUUGCCCAUCAUAACUACCUGACCAGGCUGAGGAGAUACGAGAUUGCUGUGAACUUGGAUCUCACGGAAAGACAGGUGAAAGUCUGGUUCCAAAACAGAAGGAUGAAAUGGAAGCGGGUUAAAGGAGGCCAGCAAGGAGCUGCAGCCCGGGAAAAGGAACUGGUGAAUGUGAAAAAGGGGACCCUGCUGCCUUCAGAGCUCUCCGGCAUUGGGGCCACUGGCCUCCAACACACAGGGGACUCGUUAGCCAAUGAUGACAGCCAUGAUAGCGACCACAGCUCGGAGCAUGCUCACUUAUGAUACCGAGCGCGGGAUGUGCCGAGCGAGCGCUGUUCUCAGGAAAGAAACGCUAGCAUGGCGAGCCUUACUUACCCAGACACGGUUUACAGAGGGAGAAGACAAUGGCCAUGAGCAUUGGCUUUAUGAGAGUCAGCCUUCUCCUGCCUGCACCUCUUGAGUUUUAGAGGGCUGACAACAAGUGCCACUUCUCUCCGAGGGGCCUCCACGGUGAUGAUGCUGAAGAUGGACUUGCUUGGAACAUUCCGCACUCGUUGGCCAUGCCUUGGACAAUGGGCAGGUCUUUGCUUAGCUUGCACUGAAAAAUAAAUUGCUAUGGAGAGCAAAAUAGGAGACAUUUUAUCCUGAACAGUCCCAGGGCCCCAAAUCACUGUUUAUUGGAUAAGAAAUGUAUUUUAACUCUGUAUAUAUUUACCUUAUGGCAUUUUCCUGUCUUCACUAACUUUCGCAAAGCACUCAUAUUAGCUGAUGGCAAUAGACACUCCUAAUGACAAUGUUCAUCUUGUCUCCCUGUCUGUUUUCUUGCUCCAAAGACAGAGCGUACACACUAACUUCGUGUUCCUUCCAAUAAAGGAAGAUGGAGUAGAAGAAAUGGAUAGAACACACCCUUCUUUGUACCACAGACAAAACAAAUCUUCUGUUGCAUUUACUAUCAACUGCUGCUAAUAGGGUAUUAUAGACCUUACCUAGCUCCUCAAUUCUUCCUAUCUUAUAGCUUGAAAAAAAAUUUUUUUAAGGAUCAUAAAAGUCAGUGAUCUUUCAGAAAGAGCUUUGCAUGCCAACUAUUGCCCAAGUCAUCUCGAUAAAAUACUAGAAAAUAUUAGGGAUUGCUUCUAGGAGGGGGACAGGCCAGUUCACCAGCAGGAGUUUUAUAAUUGGUGUUUUUGAUUAUGAUGUUGAAUGGCACCAGGUAAAUUGUAAGGCAAAGUUGGUAAUUGGUAACUCCAAAACUGUCUCCAGCUUAAGUUUGUCUUAAUAAAACUACACAAUGUUUUUGUUUUCAUAUGUAUGUGUACAUAUAGAACACCGAAGCCUUAACAGAAGACAUGACUGUAAUUUGUAAAAAAAAGUUUAAUAAAUGAUCCUUUUAAAAUAA